This is a messenger RNA of Neohortaea acidophila, 1374 nucleotides long. RefSeq lists its product as uncharacterized. The record is from RefSeq and is a predicted model, not a curated record. NCBI's taxonomy places the organism in Eukaryota, Fungi, Ascomycota, Dothideomycetes, Mycosphaerellales, Teratosphaeriaceae. Bases 1 to 1374 code for a protein of 457 amino acids. The transcript has 2 exons.
AUGGCAACCUAUCGGCGUUUGCGAAGAGCAUCGCUACUCACAUCUAUCCUGGCGCUUGGCCUGUUCUUAUUAACCUUACGUCUUCUAUACGGAAAGACUCCUACUCCAUCUACCUCUACGUCCCGGUCUGCAGCUCCGGCAACUCACAAGCUCGGCCAAGUCACCUCGACUUCUCCUCCUUGCGCCCGAUUACCCGGCGCCAAGGACGCUCUGGUAAUCCUCAAGACCGGAGCGACGGAAUUGCAGGACAAGCUGCCCGUCCAUUUCCACACGACAUUCUCCUGCUAUCCAAAUUACAUCAUCUUUUCCGAUGUCGAGGAGGAAUACGAAGGCCACCACAUCAUCGACGCCUUGGAGUUCGUCAACCAGGACUAUCGCGGCGCAAACAAGGAUUUCGAAUUAUGGCGCAGACUACAGACGGGCGGCCGGGCGGCCCUGAAACCCGACGAGCUGAGUGGGCCGGACAGCAAGGUCUCCCCCAUGACGGGCAAGGGCUCGAAUCCGGGAUGGAAGCUCGACAAGUGGAAGUUCCUGCCCAUGGUGAACAGGACCCUAAACAUGUACCCGGACAUGAAGUGGUACAUAUUCGUGGAGACCGACACAUACAUGUUCUGGAGUACCACCCUUGCCUAUUUGAAUUCGUUGGAUCACAAGGAGCCGUGGUACAUGGGCUCGCAGAUGCAGAUUGGAAGCGUGGUCUUCGCCCACGGCGGCUCGGGCAUCUUCGCUUCGCAAGCAGCCUUACGGAUGGUGGUGGAUCUGUUCGUCGCCAACCAAGACGAAUGGGAGAAAUUCACCGCCAUGCAUUGGGCCGGCGACUGCGUUCUCGGCAAAGCUUUUACAGACGCCGAGGUGGACCUCACCUGGGCUUGGCCAACCAUCCAGGGCGUCAAGCCGGGUUCAAUCGAGUACGAUCGCUUUGAAUACCGGAAGCGCUUAUGGUGCUAUCCCACCAUCUCCUACCAUCAUCUCUCGCCGAGCGAGGUGGAGGAUAUCUGGAAUUUUGAACAAGACUGGCUGGAAAAAGGCAAAGGCGAAAUUGUCCGCCAUUCCGACGUCUUCAUCUCCUACAUCAUGCCCCGCAUCAUGGCCACCAAAGGCGCCAAAAUGGGCUGGGACAACAUGAGCGGCAACUUUGAAAACGCCCUCGACUGCGACUCCUACAGCGCAUGCCGCACAUUGUGCGACGACGACGACUACUGCGCCCAGUUCGCCUACAAGGACGGGCAGUGCAAGAAGAGCGGCUCGCCGCAGUGGGGCGAGGCGAACCCCGCGGUGCAGUCGGGUUGGUUCCUCGAUCGCGUGGAGCAGUUUGUGAAGAAUCAGGAGCCGUGCUCCGGCGAGCUGUGGGUGGAGAGGGGGAGGAAUGCCUGA